Molecule: messenger RNA, 1402 nt
Organism: Haplochromis burtoni (Burton's mouthbrooder)
Lineage: Eukaryota; Metazoa; Chordata; Actinopteri; Cichliformes; Cichlidae
Product: neural cell adhesion molecule 1-like
Exons: 6
Coding region: 734-1288 (184 amino acids)
Molecular function (GO): protein binding
Source: RefSeq, a predicted model, not a curated record
AGAUCACUGCAAUGGCCUUUAAAAAAAACUAAUACACCUGAGAGCUUUUGUAUAACAAUAGAUCUUUGAUUCCCCCCAACAAUAGAACCUGAAAUAUAAAAUCACAGAGCCCCUCUGCAAUUACAAUUUAUGCCCUUCUUGGGAUUUGUUUUUCACAUAUACAAUUAAAAUUAAUAACCCCUCUAUUGGUCAUUGUGGUUGCUGUUUGUAUGCAACUGAGUCACUGUUAUAAACUCAUUAAAAUUGUAGUUCACCUGUGGGGUCCUGGCAUCAAGUGUCAACAAAAAGCUUUCAGCAUGGAAUUACUGCCUCGGUUUUUUGUAGUUCCAAGGUUUCAUGUAGGAAAUAUUCUUCUCCUAAUAUGGAUCAGGCCACAGCAGGCAUCCCGCUGAAUCAUUCUGAGCAACUUAUAGGAGAAAUACCCCAUUUUUAUUAUAUUGUGGUGAGCUUAAGCGAAAGGGGGAGACAGAGAUCUCUACUUUGGGAAGCAGAGCAAAGUGUGAGUGUAAAAAACAAAAUGAAAACAAUCUUGAACGGGUGGACUAGUGCAUUACUCUACUGCGGCCUAUGAGAAGGUAAGUAGCACGCAGGCAGCCACACUGACCAACCUCACAUAAAUUGGUAAAAGCCAACAUGAUUGGGUCACAUACGAAAUGUUCCCAGAGUCUCAGUUCUGAAUUCCUCGGGUCACUGUACACCUUUAUGGAAUAACACCACCUUGCCUCCAACAGACAUGACCGGGAUCACCAUCACUAAUUUGAAACCAGAAACUACAUAUGAGGUCAGGAUGUCCGCCAUCAAUGGGAAAGGUGAAGGCGAGAGCAGCCAGGCCAGCACUUUCAAGACUGAGCCAGUCCGGUAUUCUGUCACAAUUUCAUCAGAGAUACCACCCCCUAUUGCUGCCACCAGUAUGGCCCGUAAAGGGGAACCCAGUGCUCCCAAACUGCAGGCCAAGGUGCACAGCCCGGGCAAUUCUCUUAAGAUCAACUGGAUCACGCAAGAUAACGGUGGUUCCAAGAUUAAACAUUACCUGAUCAGAUACAAGGCUAAGCGUGUAUCUGACUGGAAACCAGAGCUCCGCCUUCCCAGUGACAGUACCUAUAUCGUCCUGAACAGCCUGGAAUGGAACACGGAGUAUGAGGUUCAUGUGGUGGCAGAGAAUGAGCAGGGCAAAUCUAAGCCUGGCAUCCUCACCUUCAAGACAGAUACAGAGCCCACAACUGUCCCAGGUACUAUUCCCAUCAUACCUACCCCAAGCAUCCACACACACCAGCCACAGUGCACAUAGGCUUCUACCGUGACCAGAAAAUCUAUUAUUUGGAUCUUUGACUUUUGCUAGGUGCUUAUUCAAAGCUUGCUGGCUGCAGGGUCGGUCAUGAAUAAUCUAUCUCUGUCUGUCGCA